UACACCAGAAAAUAAUUAAGCAACAACAACUUAUUAAUUAGAUCAAGUUAGGAGGAGGCUGAGAAACAGUACUGGAAUCAAGUAAGAACCUCAUGAGCCCAAGAACACGGCGAAUCGCCGGCCUGCGCGAGUGCUUCGACUCCGGCGUCGCCGUCCCGUUCCUCUGCUGCCUCGCGCUCUCCGUCCUCACCUUCGCAGCCUCUUACCUCACCCUCCACCGGACCUCCUUCAAAUUCUCUCCCUUUCAGAGCCUGAUCUUCUCCUCCUCUCACCACCUACUCUACCUUCCGCAGCCCAACAACACCACUACUCCCCACCACGCACCUCCUCCCUCCAACUUAUGGCAUGAGAUGAGCGACGAGGAGCUGCUGCGGAAGGCGGCGACGACGACGACGACGGCGGCGGCUUCUUGCGGCGGCAAGGCCGAGGAGAGGAAGAAGGUGGCGUUCAUGUUCCUGACCCGGGGGAGGAUGCCGCUGGCGCCGCUGUGGGAACGGUUCUUCCGCGGGCACGACAGCAGGCUCUUCUCCAUCUACGUCCACGCGCCGCCGCCGGAAUUCACGGAGGAGCCGCCGCAGGGGUCCGUCUUCUUCCGGCGUCAGAUCCCCAGCAAGGUCAGUCGCCAGUUGCUUAGCUAAUCUCUUAUUAUGAUC
This is a messenger RNA of Ananas comosus (pineapple), 653 nucleotides long. RefSeq lists its product as uncharacterized. NCBI's taxonomy places the organism in Eukaryota, Viridiplantae, Streptophyta, Magnoliopsida, Poales, Bromeliaceae. Gene Ontology annotation, molecular function: glycosyltransferase activity. The coding region runs from base 93 to 638 and encodes 181 amino acids. The record is from RefSeq and is a predicted model, not a curated record. The transcript has a single exon. Gene Ontology annotation, cellular component: membrane.